CCUUUACGAGUGUUUAUAAAAGAGAAGUAGGAAAGAGAGAAGAAACAAAUAAUCAAAGUGGGGUAUGGAUAAUAAGGCCCAAAGUGCAUGUUGGGCGUCCAUCAUUCAAGAAAUCCUAAUCCAGAUCUUCUCAAACCUGGAUUUUGCUUCUCUGGUAUCGGUAUCUCGUGUCUGCCGUUCGUGGCGCUGCGUGGCCCAUUUUCAAGAGUGCUGGGAUCGUAUCUACUUCGCUCAUAAUGAAAUAUUCUUAGAAAACAACAUCAAAGAGAGCCUAGUACCCGAUCAUCAAGCAAGGCUCUGUAGGGAGUCGGUUUACGUUAUCAGAUAUGCUGGAUUCGGAGCUAAGUCGAUUUUCGUCAGCCCGCUCGCCGAUGACAUGAUGCUUCAGAUGAUUGCAGACAGGUGCCCAUCAAUUGAAUCAAUAUCCCUUCGGGGUUGUGAACGUAUCUCAGAAACCGCUUUUCUCAAGUUAAUCCGCACUUGCAAGGACCUGAAACUCGUCGACCUUAAACUUUGGUUGGCAGUCUCUGCCUCAACGAUUGAAGAAAUGGGUCGAUCUUGUCCGAGCCUGGUGGGCCUCAACUUAGGUGGUCAGCAAGUGACAACAGCAAUGGCAAUAGCCAUAGGAAAAUUCAUGCCCAAGCUCAAGUGGCUCAACCUCAACAAUGCCAUUAUAUCCAGUAACAUUCUUUGUAGCAUUCUAGACUCAUGCACUGAGCUAGAAUAUGUUAGUGCCUUAUGGUCUCAUGGACUGUUCAUGUAUGAUGAGCUGAGGAGCAGAGCUAACAGAAUUGCAGAGUUCAAGCACUCACAUCAUGAUCCUACCGACCCUCAAGUAGUUGAAUUCUACUACGGCGCUGACCUUUGGUAUCCUUAAUGUUAUAGUAGAGUAGGCUUAAUUGCAGUUAAGAUACUUUCGAGUUCAUUGGACACAAAAAGAUGUAAAUUUAAAUAACUACUGUGCUAUCAAUGCUAGGAGAAAUAUUAGAA
Magnolia sinica is the source of this 990-nucleotide messenger RNA. RefSeq lists its product as uncharacterized. The transcript has 2 exons. Gene Ontology annotation, molecular function: protein binding. Lineage: Eukaryota; Viridiplantae; Streptophyta; Magnoliopsida; Magnoliales; Magnoliaceae. Bases 65 to 877 code for a protein of 270 amino acids. The record is from RefSeq and is a predicted model, not a curated record.